GGUUGUUGGUGAAAUUAUCCCGCGAUCGCAAAUUUGCUGGACAAACUACAAAAUGAUUAGAAUUUUAAAUUUAGUCGUUGCAAUUUCUGCUAUGGUAGCAGCUGAGGAGGCUUGCCACAGUUUUGCAGGAGGCCAUGUUUAUCCUGGCGAGACCCCUCGCUCUUCGGCUCAUGCAGUACAUUGGAGUAAAGUUCAGAUAUCUAAACCGGCUCCAGUCUUUGAAGGAACGGCAGUGGUUGAUGGAGAAUUCAAAGCCAUGAAACUCUCGGACUUUGUUGGAAAAUACCUUGUUCUGGUCUUUUACCCACUUGACUUUACUUUUGUUUGCCCAACCGAAAUCAUCGCCUUCAGUGACAGAGUUGAGGAAUUCAGAGCAAUAAACACUGAAGUGGUUGCUAUCUCGGUCGAUUCUCAGUUCACCCAUCUUGCAUGGAUAAACACACCAAGAACGCAAGGGGGCCUGGGACCUAUCAAGCUACCGAUCCUGUCAGACCUCACCCAUCAGAUUUCUAAAGAUUACGGAGUUCUUCUGGAGGAUUUGGGACAUACGCUGAGAGGCUUGUUUAUCAUCGAUGAUAAAGGUGUAUUGCGUCAAAUCACCAUGAAUGAUCUCCCCGUUGGUCGAUCGGUAGAUGAAACGCUGCGAUUGGUUCAAGCAUUCCAGUAUACAGAUAAACACGGCGAGGUGUGCCCAGCAGGGUGGAAGCCAGGCAGCGAUACGAUUAUUCCCAACCCAGCUGAUAAACUGAAAUACUUUGCCAAGCAACAAAAUGGAGGUUCAUAGUCCUUUAUCUCGUCGUCUUGUCAACAACCCAACAAAUUUUCUCAGAUUUCUUUUGUUCGAUCCCUUCACAAAAAUUGGAUUCUUCAGUAGUAAAUAGGAUUUCGAAGUGGCUUUCCCAAAUUACCCAUUGUUUUCUUUUUGAAGAAAUUGAAUUGGUAGGGAAAGUGCAUUGACUGAUUUGACAUCCUGCAGAAAUCUGUGCAAAUGGUCUCUCGGGGUGGGUGCAAGGAAAUAUUUGCAAUCAAUUAGCAAAUAUCUGUUGCAACUUUACAAUUUAUCGAACAAUGUAGCUGCAGAAAAUCAGUUUAAACUCCUUAUUUGAAGAAAAUAUCUCCUUUUUUACCCUUUUUUUUGCUCCCUCCCCAUCGCCACAAAACUAAACAUCAUGGCUGAUGUAAAAGUUUUUUUUAAUCGAACAGUUUGAUAAACCAUUGUCAUUAACAUCAUUAAUUAGCGCAUUGAGACGAAAUUGGGGGCAGAGUUUGUUUACAAUUCCUGUUUUAAAUUUGCGAGCAAAUCUGAUUAUUCUUAACGAUGGGGUAUGUAUGAUAAAUAUCAGUAAUUGGCCCAAGAUGUUUUGAUGAAUAAUUUGUUGAAAAAUACAGUACAAAGAUUCAUCAUCACCAAUGUUUUUAAAAUUCUAUUUAUAAUUAUUAUUUUUAUUAAUUAUUAUUAUUAUUAUUUUUUUUUUUGGGGGGGGGCAUUAGGGCACUUUUACUCUCUAGCCCUACAUCCCGUCACAAUAAUCACAAUCAAAUGCAGGAAGUGCCAAGUUAUUUGCCCAUUCAUAAAUAAUUGGAUUUGUCAGAGAUGUUAUUCAGUCCAACUUUUUCCCCUUUCUUUCCUUUGGUGACCAUUUCAGAAAGGUUUACUUCGAGCUCAUUUUUGCUAAUUAUCGGUGUCAGCCGCACAGAAACAUUGUUAGCCUAACAGAAAACCGAGUCACAUCUGUCGGUUUGUGAAGUCAAAACAUUUAUUUCAAUGUGUACAUAUAAGUACUGCAUUGUUGUAACAUUAGGCAUCACUGCCACAUUACGGGGCCACUGUUAGCGCAUCGUUAGUGCCAACAACGUUCUGUGCGGUCAGUACAUAACAAUACAUCCUUAAUUGUGUAAUAAACAUUGUGUCGUGUAUACAAUAGCUAAUCACUUCUACCUCUUUGGAAGAUUUAGCUUGGAUAUAUAGAAAAAAUAUAGAAUUCAUCAUUAUAAAUUCCCAACAAGUUUUUUUUCUCUCGUAGAUUUGAUAUUAUAUUUGCGAUUCUUGCAUUUGACGAGUUAAUGAUACCUCAGUCACAAUUCCCCUAUGGUGGCCGUACGGCAAGUCGAAAACGGCAGUUUUAACUUUUUUUGCACCAGCUACAUAUAGGUGGUUUGAAUUAAAAUGAAUGGUCGUUCUCGACUCGCCGUACGGCCGCCCCUAGGGGGAAUGUGACUGUAGCAACACUUAUUGUACUUUUUGGAGAAACAUUUUUGCAGAAUGCAAUGGAAUAACUUAUUUGUGAUUUGUAGUCGAUAUGUAGUGUUUACUUCUUUGUUUAGCUGUUUGCUUACCUUUUUCAGAAAAGUGAGAUUAGACCAUGUUUGAUGAGAUCAAAGGUGUAGCGUUUCACCAAGGAUGUGCAUGUACAUGCCCAGAGUAGCGAGUCUACAUUAUUUAUGUUAAGCCCGCCGCACACCACUUGAUCCGACUAUGAGUUAACCCAUUGAAUACUGAAUUAUGUCAUUUCCAUAGACUUUGUACAGAAUGUCCGCUUCUAGUGGACAACAGGUUAAGUCCUCAUCAGCUUCAAGAUGCAGGCAACGAUGACAUCAUUACAAUCUGGGAUUAAAUUUGCUAUUAUUCCUACAGGGAGCGUGGUGAUUAAAAGACUGGAAUUUUGAUUUUAGUAUUUAUACCUCUGUUCAGAAUUAUGAUCCCUAAGAUUUUAUAUGUUCUAAUGUUCAUAUUGAAUGCAAUUUGCUAUAUCUCUGACAAUCAGAUUGUGCAGUGUAUCAUGGAGUGUGCGGCGGGCCCAAGUUUUCUAAAAUUCAUGUAAUGUAAUUUAUAGAUUGAAAGUCUGCAUGUUCAUGUAUUUCUUAUACUCCAGCAUCUUCAAGCAAUUCUAAAUUGCUUUUGAAUUUUCUGUCAGAAUUUUGUCAUUUUUGCAGCAUUUUCUCUGAAUUCUUGAGAAUAAAAUGAAUUAAAACUUUCUUACCUCA
Lytechinus variegatus (green sea urchin) is the source of this 2985-nucleotide messenger RNA. It is a transcript of the gene prdx4, whose product is annotated as peroxiredoxin-4-like. Gene Ontology annotation, cellular component: endoplasmic reticulum; cytosol. Gene Ontology annotation, biological process: cellular response to stress; response to oxidative stress; cell redox homeostasis. The record is from RefSeq and is a predicted model, not a curated record. NCBI's taxonomy places the organism in Eukaryota, Metazoa, Echinodermata, Echinoidea, Temnopleuroida, Toxopneustidae. The coding region runs from base 53 to 784 and encodes 243 amino acids. The transcript is spliced from 6 exons. Gene Ontology annotation, molecular function: thioredoxin peroxidase activity.